This is a messenger RNA of Arctia plantaginis, 1569 nucleotides long. The record is from the annotation of a GenBank genome assembly. NCBI's taxonomy places the organism in Eukaryota, Metazoa, Arthropoda, Insecta, Lepidoptera, Erebidae.
AUGGCUAAGAAUAACAAAAUGAAGUAUGUUGUCAACCAGAAAGGACGUGAUAUAGAGAUAAGUGCCCCAAAAUACAACGAGAAGGCUUCUUAUAAUUACGAAGAAGCUUUGGAAAUGACCGGUCAUGGGAAAUAUAACUACAUGUUGCUAUGCACUUGUUUUCUGAUCAUCGUUGCGAUGGGCACCGACAUCUUUGGCCUGGGCAUUGUGGUCACCGCUGCCACCUGCGACCUGAACAUGACUCUCAACCAAAUUGGAAUACUGUCUUCUAUGCCCUUUGCUGGUAUCAUACUUAUGUCAUAUCCCUGGGGGUAUCUCUCAGAUAUGAGAGGCAGGCGCUUGGUGCUGAUGUACGCCAUGUGUUGCAGCUUUAUCAGCGCUACACUCAGCAGCCUCUCUCCAAACUGGCAGGUCCUUGCUGCACUUAGGUUUAUCAGCUCAGCCAUGUCGAGCGCAGCAGAAUCAGCUACAUACGCACUGUUAGGAGAGUGCUGCAGUUCAAAAGUUCGUGCGAAGUAUAUGCUCCUCAUCACCAGUGCAUUGAUGUUGACACCAACUCUUUAUUACAUAACGGCAUAUCUAACAAUGAAACUGGACUUCUCCUUCUACCUUCUGGGCAUAGCAUAUAGGCCAUGGCGUCUCCUGACUCUGUUUAUGGCACUUCCUUUGGGGAUGGCGGCAUUGUGCCUGUGGUACUUUAGCGAGAGCCCCAAGUUCCUGGCCAAUAUAGGGCAAGAAGAGGAGGCUGUGAAAGUCCUGAAGAGGAUGUACGUUGUGAAUGGAAACAAUGAGAAUAAUUUUCCUAUCAAACGGGUUUUUCUCGAAGAUGGCAAUAAAGAAAUCGUGGGGGAGUUCUCUUUUCGCUCUCUUUGGGUACAGAUAGCGCCACUGUUCCAGUCACCACUCCUCUUUAAGACCAUGCUGCUGUUCUACCUCACCUUCGUCACUUAUAUCGCAAACAAUAGCUUCGCAAUCAUUCUACCGACCAUUUUGAACAUUUUCUUUACGUCGUACACAACCAGUGUCGCAGGCGCAUCCUUCUGUGAUCUCUUUCAACUCACCAAUACCACUGACAGCCAGAAUAUUGACGUCACUAUACAUCAGGAUACGUCCAAAUGCACGAACCCGAUAGAAGACAACACGAUUUGGGCUGGAUGUGCUCAUGGAUUAUCCUUCUUCCUCCUCAACGCUCUCAUCUCCCAAUGUGCUAGUAAGAGAAAGAUAUUGACCAUAAUAAUCCUUUUGAUCGCGGCUGCUGCAGCCAUUGCUACCGACAACACCGGGGAAGCUGUUUCUGGUCUCGUGUUAUUCUACGUGUUCCUCACUACAGCUAUGGCCUUUGGAGUAAUAUCUUCCUACUUUGUGGACUUGUAUCCUACUUCUUAUAGGGGUAUGGUAGCAUGCUUAGGGAUGAUGGUGGCCCGUCUAAGUGCGUUUGCCGGUACCAAUAUCAUCAGUGGCGCUAUGGGAAACCAUUGUUCUACAGCUCUUUACAGCGGGGCCGGAAUUGUUCUCAGUGGUGCAUUAGCAGCAAUGUUCUUGCCUUCAGAUAAUCAAAUAUUUAAUUAA